Molecule: messenger RNA, 2754 nt
Organism: Mytilus trossulus (common blue mussel)
Lineage: Eukaryota; Metazoa; Mollusca; Bivalvia; Mytilida; Mytilidae
Product: exostosin-2-like
Exons: 11
Coding region: 143-2242 (699 amino acids)
Cellular component (GO): membrane
Molecular function (GO): glycosyltransferase activity
Source: RefSeq, a predicted model, not a curated record
AAAUAAUUAACCGGAAGUGGAGUUUGUAAACAUUGUCUCAUGAAUGAAUUUCAUUAAAAAAAUGUGUUUUAGUGAAAUAGUUAUGUUCAGCCAAACUUUUUGGUGCUAAGCUGAAAUGGAAUGGAUGAUAAGUUACUAACCAAUGGAAAUCAGGAUGAAGUUAAAGCCCCUCCUACUUAUGAUUAUGAUUGGAGCUUUGGUAGUUGCAGUAAUAGGUUUCAGUUUAUGGUCAUACACGUCCAGUGAAGACAUUAGUGAUCCAAAGCAUUUGUUUCUGAGGUCUGACAACAGUAAAACAUUAGAACUAACAACAUCAAGCCCCGGUGCUUCUCCUCGAGAUACCAGAUGUACCUACCAUACCUGUUGUGAUGUGUACCACUGUGGGUACAAUGACAAGACCAGAAUAAGUGUGUAUAUUUAUCCUGUCAAUGAGUAUGUGGACCAGGCAGGUAAUGCCAUCACUUUGCCCUUGUCUAAGGAGUUCUAUGAAAUGUUAGAAGCCAUUGCUGACAGUCCAUACUAUACCAAUGAUCCUGAGAUGGCCUGCUUGAUAGUACCUUCUGUUGAUCUCUUGAACCAGAAUAGCAUCAGAUUAAGAGAAGUUGGACAAAUAUUAGCUUCAUUGCCAUGGUGGAAUAAUGGUAAUAAUCAUCUUCUGUUCAACAUGUUACCUGGGAGUUCCCCAGAUUACAGUACCGUGUUAGAGGUGGACACAGGGAAAGCAGUUAUUGCUGGAGGGGGAUUUUCUACCUGGUCAUACCGUAGAACAUUUGAUGUCUCAAUACCUAUAUAUAAUCCUCUUAUCCAACCUGAUAAAAUGCCUCAAAAAUCAUAUCUAGAGAAAAGAAGAUAUUUGGUGAUAUCCUCUCAGACCAGUCUGCAUAAAGAAUACAGAGAUGUUUUACAUGACAUAGAGAAAGAGGAACCAAGAUUUUUAUUUAUCCAGAAGUGUCUGACUGAUGAACGGCCAUGGAAUUUCUCCAGACGUUGUAAACAAAAUGUGGCUUAUGAUUACCCUCAAAUUCUCCAGGAUUCUACGUUUUGUUUGGUAAUAAGAGGAGCUAGGAUUGGCCAACCAGCUUUAUUUGAUGUGAUGUCAGCCGGCUGUAUUCCAGUCAUUGUAGCUGAUGGUUAUAUUCUACCGUUCUCAGAAGUUCUGGACUGGAAAAGAAUAGCUGUGACUGUUUUAGAAGAUGAAUUAGAGAACAUGAUACAGAUAUUAGAAUCCUAUUCUCAAGAAAAGAUAUACGAACUACGACAACAAGUUAACUUUAUAUGGCAGAAAUACUUCAGUUCACCAAAGGUUAUUGCCUUGACAACAUUACAGAUCAUUAAUGACAGAGUUUUUCCUUAUGCAGGAAAGUCAUAUGAAGACUGGAAUGACAUUCCAAAUACGAGAACACUAAAGAAUCCAUUAUUCCUACCAUUGCGACCUCCCAGUGCUCAAGGAUUUACAGCAGUGAUUCUGACAUACGACAGACUUGAAUCAUUGUUCAAAGUUAUACAUUCUGUGGCUAAAGUUCCCAGUCUGGCAAAGGUAGUGGUAGUUUGGAACAAUCAGAAAAAGUCACCACCUCCAAUGACAUCAUGGCCUGAUAUUGGUAAGCCAUUGAAAUUUGUCAAGACUAGGAAAAAUAAAAUGAGUAAUCGAUUUUUCCCGUAUGAUGAGAUCCAGACUGAAUGUAUAUUAGCUUUAGAUGAUGAUAUCGUAAUGUUAACGGCAGACGAACUUGAGUUUGCUUAUGAAGUUUGGAGGGAGUUUCCUGACCGAUUGGUAGGAUUUCCCUCUAGAGUUCAUCUAUUGGACAACACUACAAACAAAUGGAAGUAUGAAUCUGAGUGGACUAAUGACAUUUCAAUGGUCCUUACAGGGGCUGCUUUCUAUCACAAGUAUUUUAGUUACCUAUACACCCAUGCCAUGCCUGUAGAACUGAAGACAUGGGUAGACGAGCACAUGAACUGUGAGGACAUAGCCAUGAACUUUCUGAUGUCAAAUGUCACUGGCAAGGCUGCUAUCAAGGUCACGCCAAGGAAAAAGUUUAAAUGUCCUGAGUGUGUGAACACCGAGAUGUUGUCCUCUGACCUCAGUCACAUGAUAGAGAGGUCAGAUUGUAUUAACCAGUUUACACGUAUAUACCAGUCUAUGCCUUUAAAGAACAUAGAGUUCCGUGCUGAUCCUGUGCUGUAUAAAGAUGACUUCCCUGAUGUACUGAAGAAAUAUAAAGAUAUAGGAAUGCUGUGAUAGAAAUCCUACUUAAAAAUUAAUAGAAUACAUGCAUAACGUAUUUUUAGUUUUUUUUUUAAUUUUGCGUCGUUUUUAACUGACCCAGUAUUUCUAUCUUUCUAUUAUUUGAAAUGUUGAAAUACAAACAUUUAAAAAAUAAAUUCUUAUUUCCUCACAAGAACAGAUGUUUUAUUAAUUUACUAGUUUUAAUUUGAUUGAUAGCGAUGAACGAAAGAUGAAUUUUACAAACGUUAUUAUUUCAGUGCUUUAAACAUAUGAUCUGCAUGUUAAGAUAAAUGGUGCUAUUUUAUAUUUACUGUAUAUACUAUGUGUUUAUUGAUUAAUUGAUGUUCGAGAAAGGAACUGUGCAUAAGACAAUUUAUUAUACUGUUAAACAGAGAUAAUAAAAAAAACAAGUCUCAAAUUUCAUUGUAAAAAAGACAAAUUAUCAAGGUCAUUUUUUUUUAAAUUUUCAUCGUCAAAAUGUGUCACUUUAAUUGUAUUGUUAACCACUUCAUGUAUUUUGUCUU